AUGGCAUCACCAGACAACAUGACAACCGUACCGGCUGCACCCACGGUCCCCAAACCUACACCAGCAGGAUCAGGAUUGACUGCUGGAGAUUGGGCAGCCAUUGGCACUUGCAUUGGAAUCGUUGGUCUCAGUCUCACAUUGAUCGGAGUAAUUCUUACAUACUAUGGGCGGCGGCGGCGCUCCAACAGUCAAAGUGACGGCGGUGAAGAAGGGAUACCACUGAGAAGCAUGCCUUCUACUUCAGCAGAAUCGAGUGGGUCAAGUGCAAGGCAACAACAGCCAGGAAGCUGUACGACACAGGAGACUCGUCGUGAUGAUCCAGCUCAGCUCGCUGCGAAUAAGUGCGAAAAGGAGUUAAACUAUAUAUAUGAGACGACGGGUAGCUAUGUGCAGAUGCUUCCAUGGGUCGAUGACGACAAAAGACAUAUCAUGGACAUCUACACAAAGCUACAAUUAGAAAAGGAUAAUGAUGAUUUGAAGGGAGAGGUAAAAUCGUAUUGGGAUAUUUUCAAACUCAAAUCAAGAGAGGGUUAUCCAAUUAUACGGGCAAUUUUAAGAGGAUGGGCUGGUUUAGGGAAAACGACUCUUCUUGACAAAAUUGCCUACGAUUGGGCUUGUGGCACUGUUGCUGCACUGAAAAAGUACAAACUUGUUUUUGUGUUGAAAAUGCAUUCCCUGCAACAAAAGUCGGAUGUAAUUGAAGCGGUGUUUGAUCAGUUGUUAGAUGAAAAGACCAUAAAUAGAGAAGAUUUGAAAUCAUUCAUUACAGCCAACCCCGAAGACGUUCUGUUUCUGUUGGAUGGUUUUGAUGAAUUCAAGUCCACCAAACUUGAUGAGACGGAGUUUGGUUCGAUCCUCAAAAUGCUUAAUCGAAAGGGGGAGUACAAAAAAUGCGGUAUACUUGUGACAACUCGGCCAUCACACUAUGACAAACUGGUAAAGAACACUUUGAUUGAAAAACCGUUUGCUCUUGUGGAAGUGUUGGGGUUUAGCAAGGACGAUAUUAAAGAAUAUGUGCGCAAAUAUUACUCACAAGAACUGUCCAAAGCUAAUGGACUUCUUGAGAGGAUUACUUCAUCAGAUGUUCUGAAAGAUUUAGCGCAAAGUCCCAUGCUGUUGUUGUUGAUGUGUUUGUUAUGGAGUGAGAGUGCUACACUCCCUGACACCAUGUUCCGGCUUUAUAAAGAGGCACUGCGUUACAUAUUUAAACGUAAGACACAAAUGUCAACAGAAGAGAUAUCAAGGCUUGUUAUUGCAAUUGGGAAGGUUGCUUUGGGUGGUCUACUUUCAUAUUUUCAAAAGCUAUCAUUUCAAGAGGAGGAUUUUGAACCGGAUGUGCUUGAUAUGGCAAUACGAGCUGGCAUCCUCACCAGCCAGCGGGUCUUUAAGGGGAUCGACACUUGUAAAAAUGUUCAUUUCAUCCAUAAGACGUUCCAAGAAGUUUGCGCUGCGAUAUACUACCAAAGUUUAACAUCGAACAAAGAAACGAAGCGAUUUGAAACGUUCUUUCGUAAAGUGUCUGAUACAGCAGGGUUUGAAUAUCUUCUGCGUUUUUGUUGCGGUGACAAUGAUGGGACAAGUACAAAUUCAAUUUUGAAAAUAUUAUCACAUCAAGUCAGAUGUGGAGAUCUGGAUGAUAGAAACUUACACAUAGCCCUGGAUUGUCACUUUGAGAGCCAGAGCAAGAAAUUGCCACCAACGGAGUUAAUUAACUCUGUUAUUGCUUCAAAUGUCCAAGCAGUUGGCGCUUUAAGUGGUGAUCAUUCGACAUCGUUGAUGUACUUCCUAAACAACGUUACUGACGAAAAAAAGAGUGGAGGGAAUGCUCGCCUCAAAAGGAUACGUUCCCUAAGCAUAACACCAACAACCUUCCGAAGGUUAGGUGUAGAUUUUGUGAAUCAAGUGAAUAGAAUGGCACGUCUGAAAUCAAUGUUUAUUGGUGGCGUUUAUCCGCCUACACAUGAUUCUCAGAACGACUUGUCACGUUUAAUUUCCUCACUACGCCUGAAAAAAAUGACGCAGCUUUACGCCGUGUUUUUCAGAGGAUGCGUCCUGACGGGGAGUGCCAUGGAGCACAUUUUUGGGGAACUGAGUAAUCUGACCAACUUUGUUGAAUUGUAUAUGUUUGGAAAUAGGAUCCUUGCUAGAUCAGGUCAGUCAUGGUAUCAUUUGAAGAAAAUCAAAACCCUCAACAAACUGAACCUGAGUGCCUGCGAAUUGGAAAGUGAUGACUUGGAGCCCAUUGCCGUUGGGCUGAGUAAUCUGCCAAACUUUGUUGAAUUGGAUCUGUCUCGCAAUCAGACCCUUGCUGGGUCAGGUCAGUCAUGGUCUCACUUGGGGAAAAUCAAAACCCUCACGAAACUGACCCUGGAGAACUGCGCAUUGAAAAGUGAUGACUUGGAGCCCAUUGCCGUUGGGCUGAGUAAUCUGCCCAAACUUGUUGAAUUGGAUCUGUCUCGCAAUCAGACCCUUGCUGGGUCAGGUCAGUCAUGGUCUCACCUGGGAGAAAUCAAAACCCUCACGAAACUGACCCUGGAGUACUGCGCAUUGAAAAGUGAUGACUUGGAGCUCAUUGCCGUUGGGCUGAGUAAUCUGCCCAAACUUGUUGAAUUGGAUCUGUAUCUAAAUAAGACCCUUGCUGGAUCAGGUCUAUCAUGGUCUCACUUGAGGGAAAUUAAAACCCUCAACAAACUGGACCUGAAAGACUGCGAAUUGAAAAGAGAAGACUUGGAGCCCAUUGCCGAUGGGCUGAGUAAUCUGCCCAAACUUGUUGAAUUGGAUCUGUCUCGCAAUCAGACCCUUGCUGGGUCCGGUCGGUCAUGGUCUCACUUGGGGGAAAUCAAAACCCUCACGAAACUGACCCUGCAUUACUGCGCAUUGAAAAGUGAAGACUUGGAGCCCAUUGCCAUUGGGCUGAAAAAUCUGCCCAACCUUGCUGAAUUGGAUCUGUCUCGCAAUGAGGCCCUGAUUGGCGAUUACAAUAUCAAGUAG
This is a messenger RNA of Patiria miniata (bat star), 2991 nucleotides long. Its product is annotated as NLR family CARD domain-containing protein 4-like. The transcript is spliced from 4 exons. The coding region runs from base 1 to 2991 and encodes 996 amino acids. The record is from RefSeq and is a predicted model, not a curated record. NCBI's taxonomy places the organism in Eukaryota, Metazoa, Echinodermata, Asteroidea, Valvatida, Asterinidae.